Messenger RNA from Spinacia oleracea (spinach), 1094 nucleotides. RefSeq lists its product as uncharacterized. The coding region runs from base 1 to 918 and encodes 305 amino acids. The record is from RefSeq and is a predicted model, not a curated record. The transcript has 8 exons. Lineage: Eukaryota; Viridiplantae; Streptophyta; Magnoliopsida; Caryophyllales; Amaranthaceae.
AUGGCAUAUGCAGAUCUAAAUCUUCGUCUUUUAUAUCAAUAUGGUAACUGGGGAAAAUCCAGGGGACAAGACCAUGAAAGGUAUGGUGAUGCGAGGAAGAACAACAGCGAACAGGAGGAAGCCCUUAAUGACCCAUAUGAAUGGAACUGGUGUGGGUUUUUAUAUGAAUGGAUAGGAGGUCACGGUAGAGAACGUGGUAAAGCAUCAGCAUUCAUUUUGUUGAUUGCAUAUCUUGACCGACUGAAAUAUAAAAAAACCGCAAAGGGGUGGAGAACGGAUGUGCCGAGGCUUGGUUGUUGGCAGACAAAGGAUGUGUACGAUUUGAUAAAUCAAGAUUCAGGUCCGGAUGGUACCUUUGGUCACGCUGAGGUGGUCCAAGAUGUUUUGUAUGGAAAACCAUGUCCAAUUAAUGUUCAGACGGAGAUACCACCGUGGUUAAAGGACAGAUUGGACACGACAGCUGAAAAACCAGACCCACCUCCAAAAGAAGCAUUGAAAACAGCCCUACGUCGGAGAUUCAAGCAACCAAGUUCAAGCCAGAGAAAGUCCGUCCGUUCAAGCAACGAGCCAUCAACAAUACCGUGUCAAACAAGUCCAAAGGCAACAGAGAAGAACACGAGUCCUGUAGAACAUACAGUGCCUCAAGAAAAUCCUGUUGUUGAGAACAGAGAUGAAAGUAACGACAACGAUAGAGAGUCUGUCAAUAGCUUGGAAAGAAUUGGAAGAUACAUACCAAAACCCAUGGUUGAGCCAACACAACGAAAAAUAUCUGAGAAGGUUCUUGAUCAAAAUAAAUUUGAGGACCAGGUAUUGGUACAAGAUCAGAACCACCUUGUAACACGAGGGAUGCUCUAUCGUUCAUUCAAAAAAAUAGAGAAGUUGACAUGGAGGUUAUGUGUGCUUGGUGUUCCUAUUUAAAUAGCCAGCUUCGUGACAUGAAAAUCUUCACAACAUAUGUGAUCACACCUAAAUAUUGGGAUGAGAUGAUCACCAUGGGUACUGAUGGACCUAAUUUCGUUGAAGCACUUACAUCAACGGCAGACUACAUCAAAUCUGACAUUGAGAAAGGGUUUGUUAUGAAGGAAAUUCGUAAG